This is a messenger RNA of Phytophthora sojae, 1290 nucleotides long. RefSeq lists its product as hypothetical. Lineage: Eukaryota; Oomycota; Peronosporomycetes; Peronosporales; Peronosporaceae. The transcript has 6 exons. The record is from RefSeq and is a predicted model, not a curated record. Bases 1 to 1290 code for a protein of 429 amino acids. Gene Ontology annotation, biological process: protein phosphorylation. Gene Ontology annotation, molecular function: protein kinase activity; ATP binding.
AUGGUGCUGCUCGGAAAGGCCAACACGAAAGCGACGGCGAGAGCGCGAGCCCCCGACUCCCCCGGCAGCAGCAGCCAGCACCCCUCCCGCUCGCGCGCCUUCGACCGGUUCCGAUCCUGGGCGGGCGGACUCCUCGGCACUUCGAAAAGCAAGAGACAGCGCGCAGCCACUGAGCCCGCGUUCGCCACCAAGAGCAAAGAGCAGCAGCAGCAGAGAGCCACGAUGCAGGAGGUCUCUGCUGAGCUGCAGCAGCAGCUGCAGGCGCUGGGCAUCAACCCGUCGGACGACGUCUUCCGCACAGGCUCGGAGGAGUACGACCACAACGGACUGAGCUCGCCCAUCCCGCAGGAGGUGCGCUUCAUGAACGCCGAGCUGCGCCGCUGCCCCGUGGAGGGCGUCGGCAUGGUGCUGGCCAUCUUCUCCGGCUCGGGCGCUGUCUACGAGUUCGUGCGCACGCUGCGCAAGUGCAUCUACGGCAAGGUCAAGCACGCCGUGCGGCUGCAGAUGACGCCCAACGGCACCUUCGUGCGCACGCAGUUCGAGGUGGCUAUCAAGGUCAUGAGCAAGGUUAUUAUAGAGGAGGGCAAUCUCCAGGAAAACCCGCUCGUCGAGCUCGCAGCGCAGCAGUAUCUGUCCGUGCCUGGCCACGAAAAUGUGCUGACGCUGAUCGAGUGCUUGCACGACGCCGACUUCAUCUAUGCCGUACUCCCGUUUUGUAAUGGAGGUGAAUUGUUCUCCGUGGUCGAAAGCGGCGGCGCUAUGGAGGAGGCGGAAUGCCGCCACUGGUUUACUCAAGUACUGGCCGGCCUCUCCUACCUUCAGAGCCGCUACAUUUGCCAUCGCGACAUGUCCCUAGAAAAUGUGUUGCUGGACGGUGACACCUCAAAGAUCAUCGAUUUUGGCCUGUCUAUCGGUAUCCCCGUGGACGCGCAUGGCAUGACGUAUUCACUGCCGCCCGCUGGCGCAGUUGGAAAAAUCUUUUACAUGCCUCCGGAGAUUUAUCGUAACCAAGUUCCGUUCAACGGUUUCUCUGCCGAUAUCUGGUCAACGGGCGUCAUGCUGUUCAUCAUGGUAACGGGUGCUCCUCCCUUCGAGCGCCCGGACGACGCAGACCCGCGCUUCCAGAUGAUCGCGCAGGGCCUCAUGAGUGACAUGUUAGACUCGUGGGGCAUGGACCACGUGUCCGCGAGUGUGCGCGAUCUGCUGUCGAAAAUGCUGAUUGUGGACGACCCGUCCCGGCGCCUGACAGUAGAGCAGAUCGCCAUGCACCCGUGGAUUCAGGGUGGCUAA